CAUCCCUUCAACUUCCACUGCCCCCCCCCCCCCUCCAACGAACGUGACACGCCUGAAAUCUCACUGCGCAAUCACAGAAAUGGCGCGAAUCAUAUACCACAUCUAUGCUCAGAUCCUCACUGUCAUUAGUGCGUCUUCUCGCUUGUUCAUACUCCUCCAUCAAACGCAUACUAAGCUUCACUCAGUCUUCGAAACAUACCUCUUCAUCCGGCGCGCGCGCCGCUCCUCACAAACCAGAGUCGGCGACAUCGAAGAACAACCCCUGUCCGAAAAGCAACCCCUUCUUGUCGAACCGGCGUCCACGAAACCUCCCCGCACCCAAAGCACAAGCGAGCAAGUCGCUGUGCUGGCCCUGUACGAAAAGCAACCCUUGUUCGAGCGGCCUGUCUUCGAAGGACCUCACUCUACCAACGACAAAAGAGGGAGAGUCUUCGAGUCUGAAGAGGACCCUGAAGAGGCUGAGACCCGGUAUUUGGUGGCUACAUGUCUUGUUGUCAACUGGUUCAUGAUUGUUAGCGAUCAUGUUGAAUGGUCUGCGCUUUGGGGGUGGGCUAUGGGUGUGGCGGUGGAAGCUGCCGAGUAUUGUGUUGAGAAUGGGUUGGUGGCUUAUGGUGGACCUUUGAGAGGAGCUGAAUUGGGAGAUUGAACUUGCUCUGCCUGAGCAUGUGAUAGAUUUAUCUCUUUGCGUGUUCCGCGGCGUGCCUGGAAUAUCCAUACACCCGAGACUGCACUGCCCUACUCGGACACCCAGAAAGUUCACCAAGUAGGUGUGCCCGCCAGUGCGGCUGAGAAUCAAACACUCGCGCUUCCUCCACCUUGCUCAC
This is a messenger RNA of Macroventuria anomochaeta, 824 nucleotides long. RefSeq lists its product as uncharacterized. The transcript has a single exon. Lineage: Eukaryota; Fungi; Ascomycota; Dothideomycetes; Pleosporales; Didymellaceae. The record is from RefSeq and is a predicted model, not a curated record. The coding region runs from base 80 to 646 and encodes 188 amino acids.